GCGCCGAUGGGUGGAGCCCCGCCACGGUGGUGGACCGCCGGAAGGGCAAGGAUACGGUGCCCCCGCUGCCGCGCAAGGUCAUUCCUUGUCCUCCGAGCUCCUCCACCCGCUCCCUCGACUACGCCGGACGCGGCGCCGAUGGGUCGAGCUGCGCCGCGGCGUGGGUCGACAGGAAGGGCAAGCUGGUGGGCAGCAUCCCCGACUUCCCCAUCGCCUUCGGAGCCGGGGGGUCAAGCUCCUCAGCGGGGAGGAGGAUGAUGAGGUCGUUCGACUACGAACUGGAGUUCAAGCAGAUCCUACGGCUGCAGCAGUCGGUUAUCAUCGAGGAGGGCGAGGAGGAGGAGCAGCAGGUGGAAUCGUCGCACGCCAAAGACGCGCUCCCGAGAAAGGAAAAGGGGAAACUACGACAAGUCAAGGUGAGACCCACGCCUGAAAAGCGGAAAUCGCCCUGGAGUUGGCUCAAGAACAAGAUUUUUCGUAGAGAAGGAAAAGGAAGGCAAAUAUGUUUGGACCAUGUGCAGCACAAGACACAACCCAUCUCCGAAGUAAGGAAUCGUUAUAUGGUUUCUUCUAAUGGGAUGAACAGUCUUGAUGGCUAUUCAGAGUUUAGACCGGUGAUUGGAGAUGGGGAGUGUUUCUACAGGAGCUUCAUAUUUUCCUACCUAGAGCAAGUUAUUGAUAGGCCGGACACAGAUGAGGAACACCGUCUCCUUGGUGUUGUUGAAACAGCGUCUGCACGACAUGCAGAUCUUGGAUGGGACUCUGAGUUUCCCAGGAGCAGCAGAGCAUUUAAGAAGCUGCUUGAGGAAGUAAAGAGAUGGAAGAACACGGAAUCAACUAGCAGAUGCCGUAAAGAGGAACUUCUCAAGUUCUUCAGCACGUACGAUGAGACGCAAGACAUUUUUGCUUUCCUCAGACUACUAGUAGCUAUUGAGAUGUGCUCGCACAGGCUGGUGUAUGAACCGCUUAUACCAGAUGUCGCCAGUGGAAUUUACAGUCUGAAAGUUUGGUGCUUUCUGCAUGUCACUCCAGCUCGUGUGGACUCGGAAUAUCUUAUGAUGAGGGCCUUGGCCAGCGCACUUGAUGUAUCCCUCAUAGUGGAAACAUUCCAAGGAGAUUAUGCUCGAGAUAUCUACACUGGUCCUGGAGUUCCCCGUCCGGCUGUGACGCUGCUGUACAAUGGUUAUCACUACGACAUCAUCUACCCACGUGCUCCUUCUUCUGAGAGUUCAAGUCAUCAGGCUUCCUAGAUAGAAGAACCUGGUGAUCAUAGUUCAAGUCAUCAGGCUUCCCAGAGAAGAACAUCCUGCUGGUCAGAGUUCAAGUCAACAGAUUCCUCCGGGUUAAAGUUGAGUUGGGCUGCUGCCGUUGAAGGAGAGGGUUGCUGAGUUUAGUGGUAGAGUAGAUGCACCGAUGAAGUUGGUGUAGGCAUAGCAUAUACUUGUGCAUUUUUCUUCUGUUGGCUGGUAUAGGGGUGAAUGUUCUGUGAUCACAUUCGAACUUCUUAAUUGUGUUUUCGAAAUUUGACCAUGGGCAUGAUAUCGGUUGAUCUUUAUUGUAUGUUCUGGAAGACACUAAUAUUGCACCUGUUUGGACA
Messenger RNA from Hordeum vulgare subsp. vulgare (domesticated barley), 1597 nucleotides. Its product is annotated as ubiquitin thioesterase OTUB2-like. Gene Ontology annotation, biological process: protein K48-linked deubiquitination. The transcript has 10 exons. Gene Ontology annotation, cellular component: nucleus. Gene Ontology annotation, molecular function: ubiquitin binding; cysteine-type deubiquitinase activity. The record is from RefSeq and is a predicted model, not a curated record. Lineage: Eukaryota; Viridiplantae; Streptophyta; Magnoliopsida; Poales; Poaceae. Bases 255 to 1250 code for a protein of 331 amino acids.